Molecule: messenger RNA, 1629 nt
Organism: Ambispora gerdemannii
Lineage: Eukaryota; Fungi; Glomeromycota; Glomeromycetes; Archaeosporales; Ambisporaceae
Source: the annotation of a GenBank genome assembly
AUGGAGCAAAGAUUUAGCAUACCUUAUCUUGCUGGAGCAAACCACCAACAAGAUGCUGUGGUCGUCUCUGCUCCCAAUAUCUCAAAACAUCGAACAAUAAUGAUUAGUAAUGAUUUCCCCAGUCCAUACAUAUCUUCUCUGGCAGAAUUUUCAGCAUCACAGUUGUCCCCUUCUUCAUUUAAUCCAUUUACUCAAUCUUCUGAUAUUUUGAUGACGUCCUCAACAUCUACAACUAAUCAUUCAAAUUAUGUAUCACCAACACCAUCUCCAUCUCCCACUGCUAUUGCCGGAGAAUGUUGCACGGAAUGUUGUCCGGUGGCUGCUGCCGAAGCUGCGACAACCAAGCAGAAUGGUGCUGAUGCAACAGAAGAUUCUGAAUUUCAAAGGUUUUCGUUUUCAAAAUAUCCUCAAAUAUUUGAUUAUGGAUUGAGACUACCCACUUUUGGUCAGCCUCAAUCAACACACAUCCCACUAUCGAAUGGUCUCAAGACAUCUUCAGAUCAUAUUUCGACAAUAUUUGCAUGUGACGAAAAUCAUGAACAAAUUUCUCCAAUUAAUCACGUAUCACCUAUAAUAAAUAGUAAUGAAACAGGAAAUCAAAAUAUUUCAUCCAGCAUUAUCUCACUUAAUCACGACAAUACUUCAUCAAAUGGAUCGUUACAUUCAACAUUCACGUUUCCAUCGUCACCAGAUAUAGAAGUGAUUCGAGACGAAAUCAUACUUAAUUCUUCUAGUCCACGUUCUCUCUCGGGAGACUCAACUUCAGAUGGUUUUGGCUCCGAGACAUCAUCAACCUUAAAUUCUGUCAAUUUAACAAUUAACACUAAACGAAAAGAAAAUCCUCUAUAUGAUGAAGCAAGUGAUGAAAUGCGUUGUCUUUGGUCAACUUGUGCCGCUGUAUUCGGAUCAAUCGAUGAAUUAGUUCCACAUCUUUCAAAAUUGCAUGUGGCUGGACGCAGUAAAAGUAAUUUAUGUCUAUGGGCUUCAUGUUCAAUGGAAAAGGAAGGGAGUGAUGAAUUGAUAGAGCAUGUGUACUCGGAUCAUUUGAAUACGCAUCAGUUUCAGCAUUGUUGUAAAUGGGAUGGAUGCUCUUUACGAUUUGAAACCUUUGAUGAAUUGACAGGUCAUGUGAGUGAGAGUCAUAUUGGCUCAGGGCGCAGUCAAUAUGUUUGCCAUUGGGAAUCAUGUAAUCGUAAUGGUAGGCCAUUUAAUCAACGGCAAAAAGUAAUGCGACAUAUACAAACUCAUACAGGGGAUAAGCCAUAUCAAUGUACAGUUUGUAAAAAACGCUUUUCCGAACCCAAUAUUAUGACGCAGCACAUGAGAACUCAUACAGGGGAACGCCCAUACAAAUGCCCAAAACCUGGUUGCGAUCGAGAGUUUUCGAUUUCUGGGGCAUUGACAAUUCAUUUACGAGUUCAUACAGGCGAGAAACCAUUCAAAUGUAAAUACGAAGGAUGUAAUAAACGAUUUGCAGAGUCUUCGAAUCUCACUAAACAUACGCGUGUGCACACUGGCGAGCGUCCAUUCAAAUGUCCAAUAGGAACGUGCAAUAAGAGAUUUUCACGUCCAGAUCAGGUGACACGCCACAUGAAAACACAUACUAAAACUUCACGCUCUGAUCAAUAA